Molecule: messenger RNA, 1380 nt
Organism: Euleptes europaea (tarantolino)
Lineage: Eukaryota; Metazoa; Chordata; Lepidosauria; Squamata; Sphaerodactylidae
Gene: RMND1
Product: required for meiotic nuclear division 1 homolog
Exons: 11
Coding region: 1-1341 (446 amino acids)
Biological process (GO): positive regulation of mitochondrial translation
Source: RefSeq, a predicted model, not a curated record
AUGGCAGCUAAACUGCUGAGAUUCCUGGCUAUAUCUCCUCAUAAAAUAGGCCAACGGUUCAAUAAAUAUGGAUAUCUAGCAUCAAGCAACAGUUUGUAUGGGAUGUUAAGCAAUUCUCUAUCUGCAAAAAGAUUAUUCAAUCUAUGCAUUCCAGAAACGGUGGCUUCUCACUUAACUAAUACUUGUGGGCAAGCGAAAACCUGGCAGAGAUGUCUACAGGCUGAUGUUACUACUGCAGCAAAAACUAUGAAUCAUUUUAUUAUGGACAGCUGUCCUUCAACUUGGGAACAGUUUCAUACUGCAAACGCUUCAAUGUAUGAGCACAAACCAAAGUGUACAAGAGAAUUUAGUGAGAUACCAGUGCGACAUUAUUCAGUUUUAUCAACAGGUAAAAUCAUACCAAAUCAAGCUAUUGUGUCAACCAAAAGGCCACUAAAGGCAUCUAGGACCAAGCAGCCAUCCAGAGCUAAUCUGCCACAACUGUCUGAAACAGAGGAUCUUAUGCAGUGCACAGCCUUUGCAACAGCAGACGAAUAUCAUCUUGGUAACCUAAGCCAUGACCUGACAUCACAGGGAUAUGUUGAAAUAACAACAUUACCUAGAGAUGCAGCAAAUGUUUUGGUGAUUGGCACAGAAAACUCAAUGAAAGAGUAUGAUCCUGGGAUGAUCUUUUUUUUCAGGGAAGGGUCUGUCGUCUUCUGGAACAUUGAAGAGAAAACAAUGAAGAAUAUAAUGCAAGUACUGGAAAGGCAUGAAAUUCAGCCAUAUGAAGUUGCUUUGAUUCAUUGGGAGAAUGAAGAGAUUAACUACAGAAGAGGAGAAGGGCCAUCAAAGCUUCAUAGAGGAGAAAUCCUGAUUAAUUCAGAACUAGAUAUUGAUGAAGUUACUCUAGAGAAGUUUGCUUUUUCAAAUGCUCUUUGCCUUUCUGUAAAACUGGCCAUUUGGGAAGCAUCCUUGGAUAACUUUGUAGAAUCUAUCCAGUCAAUACCGGAGAUACUAAAAUCAAGAAGGAAAGUGAAACUCUCUCAUGCUGAUGUGAUGCAGAAAAUAGGGGAAUUGUUUGCCUUAAGGCACCAUAUAAAUCUGAGUUCAGAUCUGCUUAUCACUCCAGAUUUCUAUUGGGAUAGAGAACACCUUGAACAGCUUUAUGAUAAAACAUGUCAAUUUCUCAGUAUCAAUCGCAGAGUAAAGGUGGUGAAUGAAAAGCUUCAACACUGCACAGAGCUGACAGACUUGAUGCGAAGUCACUUGAGUGAAAAACAUGCCUUGCGCUUGGAGUGGAUGAUCGUGAUACUCAUAACCAUAGAGGUCAUGUUUGAGCUUGGCAGAGUUCUUUUCUAAUAACUGUAAUAAAGAGCAACUGAGAACUGUGCUUGUCAA